UUUCAGGUAAUAAAAGCUCGAAUUCCGCGCAAAAAUCACGCUGGAGAGCAGUCGGAAGUCGGCGGACCCGGCGACCACUGUCGCUCAUCGAAACCAUUUGGAUUUCUUGGCGGGAUGGGGAGCCGGAUGCAUCGAAACAUGCAUUUUGUAUCCAUCAAAUAAAAUCAUCUUUCGACAGCAACUUCAUGGAUUCCACGUGAAAGAUGCAAUUCAACAAAUCAAAUUGGAAGGCGUUGGAAAGUUGUACAGAGGACUAUUACCUCCUCUAAUAAUGCGAACGACGAGUAGAGCAUUAAUGUACGGAUUAUAUGAUGAAUUUCAGAUCUCCUUAAAAUGUCCACGUUCACCUCCGAACUCUUCGUUUUCAAUUUGUCACGCUCAAGCUGCAUUUCUGUCAGGAGUAUGCGAAGCAAUGCUCUGCCCGCUGGAACGGGUUCAAGUACUUCUUCAAACAACAAUAUUUCAUGACAAAUUUAAGAACACAUUACACACUUUCAAUCGUCUCCGCGACUAUGGUUAUCGGGAAUAUUAUCGAGGAUUUUCUGUUAUUCUCAUCCGAAAUAGUCUUUCAAAUACAAUUUUCUUCACUCUUCGAGAUCCGUUGAAACAAAAAAUAGUCGGAAUCCCACAAGCUGGACGUCUUCCUGAAUCACUUCAGCAACUAAUUGGUGAUUUCGUAGCUGGAUCUCUAUUGGGAGCAACCAUUUCUACAGCAUUUUUCCCAUUAGGUGUUAUCAAGAAUCAUAUGCAAGCGAAGGUUGGUGUCAAAUACGAAAGUGGUUUCAAAGUAUUUCGUGAUGUGUGGCAACUUCGAAAUCGUUCGCUUCGUGGUCUUUAUUUAGGUGUUCAUCUAAAUUUCACUCGAUCCUUAGUAGCAUGGGGAAUCAUCAAUUCAAUGUAUGGAAUCCUUCGGCGAGCACUUGCUCCAUUUGAAUAAUAAGAAACAAAAAUUAUAACCUCACAUUUUGUGCCUUUCUUUCUUUUGCUCCCAAUCAAACCAGCCAAAAAUUUUCACUUUCACUUGAAUUCUAGGAAUUCGAUUUGUUUAUUGAUUGCUCGUAAUAGGAAAAAUAGAUAUCAAUAUUAUUGUUUUAGAAAAAUAUCAAAAAUUUCGCAAAUCUUAUCCCGCUCACUCUUCUUUCUGGUCUAAUUUUACGCAUGGCCUACGUGUUUUGGUUUUCCAUGUAAAUAAUAAAAUCCGUUGAACUCACCGGACGUAUAAGUCU
This is a messenger RNA of Caenorhabditis elegans, 1226 nucleotides long. It is a transcript of the gene slc-25A51, whose product is annotated as Solute carrier family 25 member 51. The record is from RefSeq and is marked reviewed. Lineage: Eukaryota; Metazoa; Nematoda; Chromadorea; Rhabditida; Rhabditidae.